Molecule: messenger RNA, 453 nt
Organism: Trypanosoma cruzi
Lineage: Eukaryota; Euglenozoa; Kinetoplastea; Trypanosomatida; Trypanosomatidae
Exons: 1
Coding region: 1-453 (150 amino acids)
Source: RefSeq, a predicted model, not a curated record
AUGUGCUCGGGAUGGCGAGUUGCAGUGGCCGCAGCAGCCAUCUGUAUUUGUGCGAAGCCCCGGUGCAGAAGCGGGCCAGUACGGCCUCCUCCCAUUAGUGAGGGUGGAGUCCGUGUGCGUGGCUUCCCAGUCGCCUGUUACGGUGGUGCGGCGAGGUUCGGGCUUGUGUCGUUGGGCCCAAAUAAUACUCUCGUCCAAUGCGACCAUGCCGGUGCUCCAUGUGUCUGUGAGCUGUUUGUGGUCGAAUGCCUUCUUGGCUUAUGCAUCACAAGCUCCGUUCUCGGGCACGUCCACAAUGCGAGUCACCAGGUGAUCCAGAACCGUCGACAUGUGCUCGCGUGCUUCCACGGUUCAGCAAAAAGGUGCAUACACGCUCGCCGCCGUGGAAGUCUCGGUGUAUAUCGUACUCUCUGUGCCAACAGCGAACCGCUCUGUGUCUGCUUUGGUGCAUGA